AUGGCACUUUACGACGAUCUCGACACAAAACACGGCCCCGACAAGGUGGCCGGAUGGUCCUCGGGAUUGAAGUUGUUCCAGCCACAAUUGCAAGUGAAAAAAGUGAACCAACCGACUAUAACUCCGAAAGCUAUCCUGCGUAAACCUGGCACCAAGAUUCUCACACCCGUUGUGUUGAAAGCCAAAAAGGAACCUUCGGAACAACCGUUUCCGUUCGUUGCUUCCAGCACCACAGGUCCGGGAUCGAGCGCGUUGGUGGGCACGGCAGAACCGAGUACUGCCGUUAAACUGUCGAAAGCACCCAUCACGGUUACGACUACCAACGCUACGCUAAACCCAAUCAGUGCGGCUACGGCCGAUGAUUACAAUUGGGAAGUGGUGGACGAGUACGAUCCGAUGUGGCCGAACGAAUAUGACAAGCUGGUCAAAGACAGAAAAGCGAAAGAACCUCCUAUCAAACCGCUGCAGAGCGGUUUCAGUAGAAACAGGCGCGAAUAUAAACGUUCGUUUGGCAUGCGUAUGAACAACAACAACAACAACAACAACAACAGCGGUAAUACCGGUCCUAGCCACAGUGCACAGCCCGAUGAUGAAGGCCCGGGAGCAAAGAAGUUUAGUGGGUUUGCCGGACGUCCCUCGUCAGACGAUGAGGAAGAGUUCCGUCCCGGACAAAGCCGUCCGUCGGGUGCGGCUAUUGCACCACCACCAUCGCUGCAGGAUUCUAGUGUCGGUGGAAUCCCUACAGAAGGUGGCUCCAAAGUUUCACAGCUCGCUGCGUACGGGGGUAGUUCAGUGGCGGCCAAAAUUAUGGCCAAGUACGGUUUCAAAGAUGGACAAGGGUUGGGAAAACAGGAACAAGGCAUGGCAGUCGCGCUACAGGUGGAGAAAACAUCCAAACGAGGUGGAAGAAUAGUGCACGAGAAGGAUAUUCCGGCGACUGGGUCUGGUACGAGCAGUGGUUCCGGUAACGAAACGGUAACUUCCCCACCGAGCGCUGGACAAAUCGCAUCAGAACCAUCCAUAACGGAGAUCAUGAAAUCUCCGAGCAAAGUGGUUCUAUUACGGAAUAUGGUCGGUCCAGGUGAUGUUGACGACGAGCUGGAACCGGAAGUGAAGGACGAAUGCAACACCAAGUACGGUGAUGUGGUGACGGUGGUGAUCCAUGAAGUUCCGGAUGUGGUACCCGAGGAAGCGGUACGCAUUUUCGUAGAGUUCAAACGUAUGGAAAGCGCCAUCAAGGCCGUGGUGGAUCUGAAUGGACGAUUUUUCGGCGGCCGGCAAGUGCGUGCCGGGUUUUAUAAUCAGGAAAAAUUUGAAAACAUGGAUCUAGGAGGUUAA
This is a messenger RNA of Anopheles marshallii, 1338 nucleotides long. It is a transcript of the gene Spf45, whose product is annotated as splicing factor 45. The record is from RefSeq and is a predicted model, not a curated record. Gene Ontology annotation, cellular component: precatalytic spliceosome. Gene Ontology annotation, molecular function: RNA binding. Gene Ontology annotation, biological process: alternative mRNA splicing, via spliceosome; mRNA cis splicing, via spliceosome. The transcript has 4 exons. Lineage: Eukaryota; Metazoa; Arthropoda; Insecta; Diptera; Culicidae. Bases 1 to 1338 code for a protein of 445 amino acids.